UACAACUCCGACGGCUAUCGAUCCGAGGAGAUCUGCAGAUCGGACCAUAUUUGUGGGAAUAUUCUCUCUCUUCAGGUGAAGAACACAGACGGAGGCUUGUUGAGCUUAUGCAGUGUCCACCUUCAAGCAGGUGUUUGCUGUGCACGGGCUAACCGUCCGUUGAAGUCCUGUGCACAAAGCGUCGAGCUUUAAAAAGGUUGGUAGCUACGUUCUCCUUCUCAAUAAUCAGCUCCAGAUAAUUUCUACACUUGUGCUGUUGGUCUGCGGUCAUGAUGCUCAGUCUCCCAGUACUGCUAUGGGUCUUGGCGGUUGUGGUGGAAUCAGCACCACUACUCCGGGCACGCGAUUCCGAUCUCGUUGCAACUCGAUGCCCGGACUUCUGCGCCGGAACCAAUUCGACCAAAGAUGAGACUGCCUCUGCCUACAUCUGCGGCGACCCACGACUGGGCCCUUCCGUUCUACCUGCCGGGCUCCCUCUCGAAGGCAUCGCCGGCAUCGACAGCACAUAUCACCGCUUCGGAGGCCUCUGUCCGGGCGACUUUCUAGCUAAAUGGACCAAUGCAUCGACCGGCCAGUUCGUGUAUCCACCACACGACGGCUAUGCUCUUACUGCUGAAGGCGUGCCGGCCAUGUUUAACUACACACUCGAGCCCGGCACUUACCUCGAUCGUUUCGGUAGCGAGUACGGUGCUUACAUGUCUCCGGCUGGGGCAGCAUAUGCACAGCGGUCUUUGCCUCCGACCAAUCUCGCUGCGGCUCCGGGUGCAAUGUAUCCGUACAAUUACAGAGUAUACACCGUGGCGAAGAACCUGACCGUGCAAGGCGGUGCUAUCGCUGGUUGGUUUGGACAGCAGGGGCUGGGGCUGCAAUUCUUGAUGCCAAAGAACAUCAUGACGCUUGUCAACGAAGGGUAUUUGAACCGCGUGAAUCUGACAGCGGAUCCAAAUUGGUAGGAUAGACGGCAUGCGCUGGUUCCAUCUGGGUGGAAAUGAUGAGCUGGACGUCCUCAGCAUGCCAUCAACUGUGCUGAUACGGCGACACUUCAGGAUCCAUCCGAUGGACACUUGACGCGUGUGCUGCAACUUGGAUGAAGAUCACAGGUUGCUUGUAGGACUCACGGACAUGGAGACAAGCGUAGUCAUGAUUGCAUCGCGAAUGUCGAUGAAGUACGACUUCUGACGACAAUGAAUAAUAAUGAAUGAACAUUAAUUGAAUCAGCUUUCGGAAACCCCUCACGAUUAGUCAUGAGUUCAUAUCAUUGCCAAAUCUAUACAGCGCA
Molecule: messenger RNA, 1279 nt
Organism: Pseudovirgaria hyperparasitica
Lineage: Eukaryota; Fungi; Ascomycota; Dothideomycetes; Acrospermales; Acrospermaceae
Exons: 2
Coding region: 270-953 (227 amino acids)
Source: RefSeq, a predicted model, not a curated record